Penaeus indicus is the source of this 1480-nucleotide messenger RNA. RefSeq lists its product as uncharacterized. NCBI's taxonomy places the organism in Eukaryota, Metazoa, Arthropoda, Malacostraca, Decapoda, Penaeidae. The transcript has 3 exons. The coding region runs from base 1 to 405 and encodes 134 amino acids. The record is from RefSeq and is a predicted model, not a curated record.
AUGGCGUGGCUGGUGAUGAUGGCCAUGGUGACGAGCCUGAUAGGGAUUGCCCAAGGCGACGCGGGGCACUUCUUCGCGGAGACGCCGAAGCACCUGCCGAGGAUCGGUCGCCGAGGAGACCUUCCACCUUUGGCAACGUUGAUGAUCGAAGAGGACACGCGGGGAUAUGGGAGGUCCGUGGGAGGCGUGCCCGAAGCCCUCGCCCGGGUGGACGCCGACGGCGACGGUUGCGUCAGCAUACCCGAGCUGCUGCGUGUCCCUGUCAUACGGAUUGCCAUUCUCCUACAAAAUCCUGCUCUCAUCUUCGAGGAGGCUCCUGCCAGCACUGAGGACAAGUCCAGCGGGGCGAGCUACAGCAGCGACCGCCGGCCGGAGCCCCACCUGCUGCACUAUCUGCAGAAGUGAGCCUCCUCAGCGCCGAAGCUGAGCGCCGGCACCGUCCACCCGUACCUGGCCCGCCACCGCACCUGGAGUUUGCGUACCUUCAGUGACUUGGAUUCCCGACAUAUCUUUUGUAGAUUUAAGAACCUUGUAGAUAUUUGUUGUGAAUAUCGAGUAAGUGGGAAAUUUGGGUCUUUUUGUCUUGUUACGUUUUUCUUCUAUUUCUUCCCGUCACUCGCAAUUUUAAUUUUCGUUUCUGGAAAUAAAGAUACUGCAAGUGCUACUUCUCAUCCGUUAUCAAGUUUGCCUUGAUUUACAGGCUGUGGAUUCAUCUGGCCUGCAUUAUUUAUUUUCCUAUUUAACGCCGUUGUAUUUAUCAAGGAGAGUUUGAAGAUGCAUUAUCUACUAUUUAUUUUCCAGUGGCUAGAAGCCUUGAGGCCAUAUUAUUUAUUAUCAUUUCAAUAUUUAUGAUCGCAUAAUAAGUAAGUUAUAAUUUCCAUUAGUAAUGUGUUGCUAUUACUAUAAGUUAGAUUCAUGCUAGUUAUUAAGUUCAACUAAUUUCAAGAGAAAUGGGCAACAGAAGCAGUAUCUUAUUACUAAGAAGUUUCGGUAAAGCCAACGUUGAAUACAGAUGCUCUUAAAGUAAAAGACUUAACUAGUUUACUUUCGUUCCUUCACUUACCCUUUGGUGUGACUUACUGUAUGUCGGAAAGGGAAGCCGAGGGAAUGUUGUGUCGACGACGCCUGGACGGAGCGCAGUUCAAAGAGCAACUGUCGUGUUUUACAGUACACUGGAUUUCGGUUUUAAAGGGAAGAUUUACUUAAGAUUUUUCUUGUCAUUUGUUUCUUUGUGCAUUUCAUAAGCAAAAUGUAUCUUUUGUCUGUAUUGCACUUUAUGUCGUAAGUUCAAGUUAGGAUUGUCUGUAUAAACUUUGUCUUUUUACAAAAUGAUUUCAACUGGAGUAUAGUCAGUACAAUAUGAGUGUAUAACCUAAGUUCCAGCCUUAUUUACGACAGGAUGUUAGGUUUCACUAAACAUGUCACGUUACCAGUGUACACGUUUUGGAAGAUAAUAAAGCUGCAUGAUGCUUAAAGCUUA